This is a messenger RNA of Chenopodium quinoa (quinoa), 942 nucleotides long. Its product is annotated as GTP-binding protein OBGC, chloroplastic-like. Gene Ontology annotation, cellular component: mitochondrion. The annotation marks the transcript as partial. The transcript has 5 exons. Lineage: Eukaryota; Viridiplantae; Streptophyta; Magnoliopsida; Caryophyllales; Amaranthaceae. The record is from RefSeq and is a predicted model, not a curated record. Gene Ontology annotation, molecular function: GTP binding; GTPase activity.
UUUGCAAUUAGAUGGUUGGAGUUAGAGCUCAAGCUGGUUGCUGAUGUUGGAAUUAUUGGUGCUCCAAAUGCUGGAAAAACCACAUUUCUUAGCGUGAUAAGUGCUGCUCGACCAGAAAUAGCAAACUACCCUUUUACAACACUGCUUCCUAAUCUUGGUGUAGUUUCAUUCGAUUAUGAUUCUACAAUGAUUGUAGCUGAUUUACCAGGUUUACUUGAAGGUGCACACCGAGGUUUUGGUUUAGGCCAUGAGUUUCUGCGACAUACUGAAAGAUGUUCUGUCCUGGUGCAUGUUGUUGAUGGUUCAUCUCCGCAGCCAGAAUAUGAAUUUGAUGCAAUUCGCCUGGAGCUUGAAUUGUUUAACCCUGAACUUGCCGAAAAGCCUUAUCUUGUUGCUUUUAACAAGAUGGAUCUUCCAGAAGCUUCUGAAAGAUGGGAAGUUUUUAGGGAACAUUUAUUAGCCGAGGAUAUUCAACCUUUCUGUAUGAGUGCUAUAAGUAACCAGGGUACACAUGAAGUGGUUUGUGCUGCCUACGAGCUCGUAAAGAAAUUUAAGGAGGUUGUCAAAGAAGCUGAAGGUUGUGCUGCACCUAUCAAUCUCAAUCAUGUGGCUGAGGAGAUAAAGAAGAAACGAGCUGUCCCUAUAAAUGAUUUUGAGAUUACUCAUGAUAGUAGCUCAAAGACGUGGCAUGUGGUUGGUGAUGGAUUGGAGCGGUUAGUUCAAAUGACUAAUUGGAGGUAUGUGGAUUCUGAGAAAAGGUUCCAACAUGUUCUUAAGGCUUGUGGUGUUAAUAAAUCUCUGAUUGAUCGGGGUGUGAAGGAAGGUGAUAGCGUUAACAUAGCAGGGUUGGUGAGGAUAUGGUACAAUGCUCCAGGAAGUAUUGGCUCCUCAGGUGCAAAGAAUAGAUCAACAAAUUCAAUCAGGUGGCCUAACUGGAAGUGA